This is a messenger RNA of Cryptococcus amylolentus CBS 6039, 645 nucleotides long. RefSeq lists its product as hypothetical. NCBI's taxonomy places the organism in Eukaryota, Fungi, Basidiomycota, Tremellomycetes, Tremellales, Cryptococcaceae. The record is from RefSeq and is a predicted model, not a curated record. Bases 1 to 645 code for a protein of 214 amino acids. The transcript is spliced from 3 exons.
AUGUCAGGCGACGACGCGGAAGUGACCAAGUCGCUCAAUCAUCUCGACGUGAAGGACGCCCAGGAGACCGACGCUUCGCGUACUCAUGACGACGGCGAUCAUCAAGUAUUUUCUUCUUCUUGUACCCCCGGCUCGGACGCGGCGGGUUCUGCGGGUGCGGAUAGGCUCACGGAGGUCACUCGAGACGUUGUAUCAUCUCCCCUCACCGAUCACAACCCUGAUGCUCUUCCCUUGUCAAUCCAUCCCGACUUCUCCAUCCAGACCAGCGACGAUUUCCUACUAGUUACCGACGACGACGUCGGAUUCUAUGUCAAGCGAUCUUUCCUCCUGGAGCACUCUGAAUUCUUCCGCGACUUUGAAGAGAUGGAUUCAGAUAUCAGACAAGACGACGAUGCUGGGAAAGGUCGUACCCAAGCCGUGCGAAGAGAUAUGCCGGGGGCGCUGUCAAAUGGCUUGCGGGUGGUGUUGCUCCAGCUCCAGGUCAAAGAGACAGAAUCCUGGCCUGACGUCUAUCUGUACGACAGGAAGCGAAAAAUAUUCCGUUCCCAAAGUAAGGGAUACGGGUACGACAUGAGGACCUGGUGCUUGCUUUCAAAAUCGCCGACCAGUACGGCUUCACCACAUUCUCAGCCCAGGCUCGCUUGA